AUGUCGUGUCUGUGCUGUGCGGUGUUCUCUGGUGCCUGGGGCUGUGUCCCGGGGCUGCUCGUUGCUCUGUCCGGCCGAGCUGGCAGCGCCGCGGCCGGCAGGGGCCGCUGGACCUCUUUUUGGCCAGGCCCGCGAUGCCACGCGGGUGGGGCAGAGCAGGCAGGCGGGGCGGCUGCCCCAGGGGCCGUGCGUGCAGCCCCGGGCUCUCCUCAGCGGGCGCGAGCGCCGCGGCCGGCCGGGCCCCGCAGUCCCAGCAGCCCCACCCGGCUAAGAUGGCGGCCGCCCCACCUCAAGCUGGUCCUGCGCGCAUGCGCCCGGCGGGGUCAGAGUUCGCGCCCGCCCACCACGCGGGACAACAUGGCGGCGCCGGGCUGGAGCCGCGCCGCCGCGCGGACGGGAGCCCAAUGGCGACUGCUGACGGCAGCGAGGCGGUGCAGCGGCCUCCCGCCUGAGGAGCCGCUGGCCGCCGCGUCGCUCCGGCAGCAGACGCAGAAGCAACCGGGCAGCGCUGGCGGCAGCGCGGCGAAGGAACUCCGACAGGUUCCUUCAGAGAAAUCGGAAUCCUUUGCAUCCAUGUUGAGACGCUCACCUUUGAUUCAGAUGGGACCUGCCAAAGAUAAAAUUGCCAUUGGUCGAAUAUUCCAUAUUGUAGAAGAUGACCUUUACAUAGAUUUUGGUGGCAAGUUUCACUGUGUGUGCAAAAGACCAGAAGUAGAUGGAAACAAAUAUCAGAGAGGAUCCCGAGUACGCCUGAGACUGCUGGAUCUUGAACUCACAUCUCGGUUCCUGGGUGCAACGACUGAUACUACUUUGUUGGAAGCUGAUGCGGUGCUUUUAGGGCUCGUGGAAAGCAAGCAAACAAAGCAAAAGGAGUAAAUUUCAUGUAGAUAGAUACACUUUGUGCUUUAGAGCAAAUUAUACAUAUGAAAUGUUCCCUUGGGAGAGAAACGAAAAGUUUCUUUCUUUCCGGUUGGUUAUGUAAAUAGUGAGAUCAGUAAAAGACAAUAAGCACAUUGUACCCGA
Molecule: messenger RNA, 1023 nt
Organism: Numida meleagris (helmeted guineafowl)
Lineage: Eukaryota; Metazoa; Chordata; Aves; Galliformes; Numididae
Gene: MRPS28
Product: mitochondrial ribosomal protein S28
Cellular component (GO): mitochondrial small ribosomal subunit
Source: RefSeq, a predicted model, not a curated record